Messenger RNA from Salvelinus namaycush (lake trout), 853 nucleotides. RefSeq names its product NADH:ubiquinone oxidoreductase subunit B9 (gene ndufb9). The record is from RefSeq and is a predicted model, not a curated record. Lineage: Eukaryota; Metazoa; Chordata; Actinopteri; Salmoniformes; Salmonidae. Bases 39 to 566 code for a protein of 175 amino acids. The transcript has 4 exons. Gene Ontology annotation, biological process: mitochondrial electron transport, NADH to ubiquinone.
AUCCUCAUCGCCGCCGAAGGUGACAGGGGACAGAAAAAAUGGCAACUGCGUACCUUACUCACCACCAAAAAGUCUUGAGGCUGUACAAAAAAUCCUUGAGGCACCUUGAAUCAUGGUGUAUUUUUAGGGAUAAAUAUCGCUUCUACGCGUGCAUGAUGAGGGCACGCUUCGACGAGGCCAAGGAUGAGAAGGACAUGGUCAAAGCCACUAUGAUGCUGAAGGCAGGAGAGGAGGAAUUCUGGUCUAACCAACAUCCCCAGCCUUACCUAUUCCCUGACUCUCCAGGAGGAACUUCCUAUGAAAGAUAUGAAAUGUACAAGGUCCCCGAAUGGUGUCUAGAUCACUGGCAUCCGUCAGAGAAGGCCAUGUAUCCUGACUACUUUGCCAAGAGGGAGCAGUGGAAGAAGCUGCGAGAACAGAGCUGGGCAGGAGAGGUUCAUCAGCUGCAGGAAGAGACCCCUGCCAUUGGGCCCAAGACCGAGGCCCUCCCCCCGGCCCGCAAGGAUGGCGACCUCCCCCCUCUGUGGUGGCAGUACGUCACCCGCCCCAGGGAGCGCCCCGUCUAACAGCCCCCGGAUGACACUACCUGGUGAUAACUCCAUAGUGGCACAUGGCAGCUCACCACGGUACCUACUACCACAGCAUGCAGAUUCACCUCCUGGUGAAUUACUAUCCAUCUGUAAAGAUAAUUAUAUAAUGGAGUCGUUUUGGAAGAGGUUGCAGUAUGUUUUGUCAGAAGAUAUUCCACCCUGCCUGAAUUGACAGUAAUUAUUUAGUAGUAAAAGCGGGUGACUUUCAAAUGUACUUCUUUUCCUGUACAAGGACAUCUGUUUAAAUAAAUAUGGAAAUGAUU